AUGCCUUUCCUUGACCAUCUCCUCACCUACAAGAUCACAGCCUACAACACUAGACAUCAACGAGGAAGGCGCCUAAGUGUUGGAGGGCUCAUCACACCUAUCUUGUGUGCUGCUGGAGUGAACCCAACUGAUAGGAGAGCCACUGAACCAGGUUGGAUGGACAUCAAGUUUUGCAAGACCAACCUUCUCAUUGAGCACAAGGAGUUGGAUGGGAGGUUCCAAUUCAAGUUCACACAUCCAUUGGUUGGACCCUCCAAGUUUCUCCUGCCCAACCCAGAGCUCACCACAGUAGUAAGGGGUGAGAACAUUGACUUCAGACCCCCUGUGUACACAUUAGUUGGGCAUGAAGGGAUUUGCGAGAAGAGGAGAUCGAGCUCGAUCGAGCUGAGGAUCGAGCUGAGUCGAGCUGAGAUCAGGUCCAGGAGAGUGCGGAUUUGGGUGAGCCUGAGUGCUAUUACUUUGAGGAGUAUGAGGCUCCAAGGAUGA
This is a messenger RNA of Microthlaspi erraticum, 486 nucleotides long. The record is from the annotation of a GenBank genome assembly. Lineage: Eukaryota; Viridiplantae; Streptophyta; Magnoliopsida; Brassicales; Brassicaceae.